AUGCUGGACGCCUGGGUCUGGGGCACACUCACCUUGACCUUUGGCCUGCUUUCCAGUCUCCAAGGAGUAAGCACCAAUGAGACUGUAAACACAUGUGACAUCCUAAACUGUACCAAAGGAUUCACAUGCUGUGACAAUAGAUGCUGCCCUGAAAGAAAGUUCUGGAAGCUUGAAAAUAAUCGCUUUAGGCUUGUGAACAUCAUCCUGUGGGCCAUUAUACUCGUUUUGUUCAUCUGUGUCCUAGUGAGGCAUUACUAUUUGAGGUGCACAAAUCUACAGCAUGACAUCAGAACAUCUGAUCAUCAGACUCCUCCAGAACCGCCCUCCAUUGCUCCCCUGGAGAGCAUUAGGGUCACCUCCUUGGAUCCCCCACCACCCUACAGUCAGGUUGUUCUGCCGCCAACUCCCACAGAACCACCUCCUCCCUACAGCCUCAGGCCUGAGGGCCCUGCUGGCCAGAUGAGAGGGCAUGCCUACGCAACCCUUUGA
Messenger RNA from Mus caroli (Ryukyu mouse), 489 nucleotides. Its product is annotated as transmembrane protein 92-like. Lineage: Eukaryota; Metazoa; Chordata; Mammalia; Rodentia; Muridae. Gene Ontology annotation, cellular component: nucleoplasm. The record is from RefSeq and is a predicted model, not a curated record.